Messenger RNA from Marasmius oreades (fairy-ring Marasmius), 3000 nucleotides. RefSeq lists its product as uncharacterized. Lineage: Eukaryota; Fungi; Basidiomycota; Agaricomycetes; Agaricales; Marasmiaceae. Bases 1 to 3000 code for a protein of 999 amino acids. The transcript is spliced from 4 exons. The record is from RefSeq and is a predicted model, not a curated record.
AUGUCCAGUUCAGCGACGACAGGGUGGUACACGGGCACAGUCUGGUCGCUCGAUGGUCGAACAACAUUAAUUCCAGCGCAACCUGUGGCUCCUACACCGCCGGUUUCGCCUCCCCCUUCUCCCCCCCCAGUCUCUACACCGCCAGUUUCGCCUCCCCCCUCUCCCCCCACAGUCUCUUCUGCGCCAACCCCUGCACCAACAGUCUCAACUAUACGACCAGUCUCUACUUCCCGGCCGUCGAUGGAUGCUAUUCGCCCUUACCUGGACUUGGAGGCGAUGGUUGACGAUGAAGAGAGUGGCUCAGAUGACAAAGAUGAAGACAAUGAAUUCAUAAAUAAUGACCUUAACGAAGAUUCAGAAGAUGCAGGCAGGCCUAUCGACUACAUUACAAUAAACCGGAAUAUAGGCAUUGAACAGAGCAGUUCUGGCAACGCUCAGUUCAACGCACUUCUCGAUAAAUACACUUACGCAAGCGAUCCCAGCCCUUCUUCGCGUACGCUCGACAAUAUCAACGACGAUCUCAAUGAUGAAGAGACAGCCGAAGUUUGGUUUGUCAAAUGCAAGAAACGACGCGAACAGAAGGUGUUUGACUUCAUUGUCGACUUCAAGGCCAACCAUCCUGAAGACACGAACAUCUUAUCCGCACAAUUUCAGUACCGCGGAUGCGGUUUCGUUCACGUUCGACUUUCUGACCAUCACAAAGCAGCACUUGUCCUCCGAGGCUGCUCGUACAUCCUCCGAAACACUUCAGGCCCCGCAUGGGUUGAUAUGCGGCUUGUUACCGAUCCCGUGGAAAUUGCGUUUUGUUUGCAACGCAUUGUAAACGCCAUUACAGAUGGUUGUGAUAAUUCGUUGCUCCCUGCGGAAAUUCAAAUUGGAUCUUGGGUUCGUCUUGCUGGACCAAAAAAGAGGAAGAGGAAGACUAAGAACGUGGAGGUGGAUAGUGGAAGGAAGAGGAAGGGUAAAGAGGUUGAACAAGGAACGAAGAAGAAGAGGAGGAGAAAUCCAGAGGGUGAACAGUCGGACACGGAACCGGAAGAGCCUUCAUUAACGGAACCGGACCCCCCAUCAAUGGAACGGGAGCAGUCUUCAUUAACGGAAACGGAAGAACCGGAAGAACAAUCAUUAACGGAACAUGAACGCAGCCACAGCAACCCUCCCGAAGAACCGGAAUUCAUUCCAUACUACACGAAUGACCCGGCAAUUGUUCUAGGUAUCUUUGAGGGCGAAUACAUGGUUGCUUUACUCCCUCGCUGUGACCAACACAGUGUAACUCCCAACUUGCGAAGGAACGAGCGCUCCCAGCAAACUUUGUGUCGAGAUGGAGCUGCUUUUGACGGACAUCCGGAUGAGUUAUGUGUUUGGGGCAAGAAAAACACAUUGAAGGAGUACGAGAACGGGCUGUUGGUCAAGCGCUUCCCCUUCCGGCUGUUAAAGCCUCUUGGAAAGCAUCCCAGCUCUACUGAAGGCCGCCUCUUCCUCAAAAGCGGUCACCGAGAAGUUCUCGCCCAUUUCCCUCACAUCGAUGACUGGAGGUUCGAUAUAGGAGACGUCAUUGAGCAUGCUGGCGAGGAGGGGAUAGUCUGCGAUCAGUCCGCCGCUGGCCCCAUUGUUCAGCGGCGUGAUGUCGAUGCUUCCGAUGGAGCUGCUUUCGAAGGACGGUUCUGUUUUGGCUGGGCGAUCCGGAAACGAUGGUUCAUUGGCGACUAUGUUCGCCAUCUAUCUGGUGUUUCUGGCAUUGUCGUUUCCACCAACACAGAAACUGGCGAAGUCACUAUUCAGGACAUGGUAGACAACCUGAAUUAUGACUUUGUCGGUUACACCAACUGCUUUCGGUCCAAGCGGCGUGACGAGAACGCUGUUGGAUACCUGACAUCUUUAUCUCGCAGAAUCGGAGACCGUGUUCCAUCCUGGGUCGAUGCUGCGAAAUUGGGCCCCAACAUCAUCAAGUCAAACCAGACUUUCUUCCGUUUUCAAGAGGACUGGAGGGCACGGCUUCGUUUACAACGCGUCCCCCACGACCACUACAUCUUGACUCACUCCGAAGCAACACAGAAGCUGAAGGAGACGAGAACAGGAAGAGUCCCUUGGGUAAAUCACGAAGUUCUUAUUACCGGGAAGGGGCCACUUCAUGGGUUACAGGCCUUUGUCGUCGACGUUCACAUUCAACAGAAGACAGCCAGCCGCUUGAAGGUUACCGUCGAGUCCACUGUGCAGGGUCAACAAGGAGCCCGCCACCUGGUAGACUACGACGAUGUAGUUGACCGACACUGGGAGCUACCGCUCCACAUCAUCGAGCGGCCAUUCAAGUUCUUCUUCCUUCCACCAAUCUCCUAUACCCACCCUCAAAUGUUUCGCGCUUCCACCGUCUCAAAAACCCCGAUUCCACCCCGGCCCGAGCCUGGUACACCCCGAGCAAGUACACCUCGACCCAAUAACGACAGUACUGGUGACGAUCAAUGGGCGAUAACCCCCGAUGAAGGCCCCUCAAGUUCAACACAGGACACCCUCAAUCAGGUUACGCAAACACUGGCCCGACAUGCGAACCCUAGCCAGGCCUGGCUGUACAAUAUCCCUCACACGGUGGACGAAGAGGAGCUGAAGUUCAAGGCGAAAAUUACGGGGACAAUCGAGACGAAGGUAUUCAAGGACCAAAAAGUGGACGUGUACAUGAUUGGCAGUGGUAGCGAAAGGAAAAUAGUGAUCCUCUGGUACAACAAGGAGCGAACAAUCCCUUACAAUGCCCAAGUGCAUCCGAUCUGCCCCCUGGUCUCUACUUCUGGACCCAUCUUCAUCCUACGUGGUCCUGAGGCGAAUAAAAUCGUGAUAAGGGCAACCAACUACAGAGCGUCGGACGGGAAUCUUCGUUUGUGCGGCUUUGAACUGAGGAAGGACUCGUUCAUCCUGAGCAAGUAUCGUGUGUUAUUUGACCAGCCAGUGGAAUUCCUCCCGGAAGAUGCUUGUGUUUUGUCUGUGGAUCUGUGGACUACAAAAAGGUAA